AUGGCUACUGUUUUUAUCCGGGGAAGAGCUCCCAGGAACGACGGGAAUCAAGACAGCAAGUCGGACCCGGAUACAUCAACCACGUCUAUCAACACAGUUCCAGCUCUCGGGGAAGCAUUUCAAGCGAAGCGGUUCUGGUUUCAAAGGAGCAGAGCCGUGUUCGAUGACCCAGAAACGGCAAAGCAAUAUCAACCACCCCCUAAAUGGGAGAAUACCCACCGCUUUGAUCCGCUCGAGCGGUGGACCUGGCGCGAGGAGUAUCAACUGCUGCGCAAGAUUGAUCUGCGAAUCAUGGUAUGGGCUUGUAUCAUGUUCAUGGCCCUCGAGCUGGACAGAGCAAAUCUGGGACAGGCGUUGACGGAUGAUUUCCUUCCGGACCUCGGAUUGACCACUAAUGACUACAAUCUCGGCAACACUGUAUUUCGCCUCUCCUUUCUCUGCGCCGAGCUCCCGUCCCAGCUGGUAUCCAAGUGGGUGGGGCCUGACCGCUGGAUCCCGGCGCAGAUGACGCUCUGGAGCCUUGUUGCGAGUUUUCAGUUCUUCCUGUCGGGUCGCACGUCGUUUCUUGUCUGCCGCUGCUUGCUGGGGAUCUUACAGGGAGGUUUUAUUCCAGAUGUGAUUUUGUACCUCUCGUACUUCUACAAGCACCACGAGCUUACUAUACGGCUGGCCUUCUUUUGGACGGCUAUGAGCAUCGCUGACAUCUUAUCGUCUCUGCUUGCGUAUGGCAUCUUGCAUAUGCGAGGCGUCCAAGGUCACUCUGGCUGGAGGUGGUUGUUCCUGCUAGAGGCUCCUGUGGCAAAGUCUCAAGGACUACGAUCUUUGAUACCAAUGAUACCGCCGAAUCAGUAUCUGACCCUGACCCUUCGGGGUUUGGGCUUCGACACCUUCCAGACCAACUUGCUGACGAUGCCCCUCACUGUCGGUCACAUAAUAACCAUGCUCGGAGUAGCUUACCUCGCCGAAGUCUCGGGCCAGCUGACGUUGGUGGCUGGCUUGGGACAGAUAUGGGUUCUCCCAUUCCUGAUCUACCUCAACUCCGUCAACCUGGCAAACGUAAACAGAUGGGUAAUCUACGCGGUAACUACCUUGUUACUAAGCUACCCCAAUGGGACCGACUGCGGUCUAGACGACGCACCUUACUACAAGCGCGGAAACCGGCAACUCCUCGGGAUACUCUGUAUGAACAUUGUGCUGUACGGUCUAGUGAAGACGUACUACGUGCUCCGAAACAAGCAGAAAGACGGAAAAUGGAACGCAAUGACGCCCGAAGAGAAGCUGGACUACCUGGCCACUACUACCGAUGAGGGUAACAAAAGGUUGGAUUUUAGAUUCCAGCACUAG
Molecule: messenger RNA, 1344 nt
Organism: Chaetomium globosum CBS 148.51
Lineage: Eukaryota; Fungi; Ascomycota; Sordariomycetes; Sordariales; Chaetomiaceae
Exons: 9
Coding region: 1-1344 (447 amino acids)
Biological process (GO): transmembrane transport
Cellular component (GO): membrane
Molecular function (GO): transmembrane transporter activity
Source: RefSeq, a predicted model, not a curated record